Molecule: messenger RNA, 1292 nt
Organism: Halichondria panicea
Lineage: Eukaryota; Metazoa; Porifera; Demospongiae; Suberitida; Halichondriidae
Product: mRNA export factor-like
Exons: 9
Coding region: 94-1185 (363 amino acids)
Biological process (GO): RNA export from nucleus; transcription-dependent tethering of RNA polymerase II gene DNA at nuclear periphery
Cellular component (GO): nuclear pore
Molecular function (GO): ubiquitin binding; RNA binding
Source: RefSeq, a predicted model, not a curated record
AUAGUUUUCAGUAUGCUGGUCUUUACCCAUUAGCUAAACCCAGUACACAGAGUUGGUUAGUGUGGCCGGCCUGUUAGCUAGCUGUUGGAUCUCAUGUCUCUAUUCAUAAACUCAGGAGGAGGCGUCCUGGGUGCGUCAGGCGGUGCACACAACCCAAUGAAGGAUUUCGAAGUUCAGCAACCACCGGAAGACUCCAUCAGUAAGAUUGCCUUCAGCUCUCACGCACAGACCAGUAACUACCUUGUGGCCUCAUCCUGGGAUAACCACGUGUAUUGUUACGAGGCUGGGGAUAACUCGACUACGAGAAAAGCACGUACCUCACAUUCGGCACCUGUCCUCGACUGUUGCUGGCACUCGGAUGGCACCAAGAUCCUAACUGCCUCGUGUGACAAGACGUGCAAGUUGUGGGACCUCCAGUCCAACCAGGCGAUAGACGUGGCCCAGCAUGCUGCCCCCAUCAAAUCAGUACACUGGAUCCAGUCCCCCAACUACCAAGUGGUCGUCACUGGCAGCUGGGACAAGACUCUCAAAUUUUGGGACACACGGACUCCUAACCCCGUGCUGACGCUACAGCUGCCCGAGCGCUGCUACUGCAUGGAUGUGAUGUAUCCGAUGGCUGUGGUAGGGACUGCCUCCAGGGGACUGAUUGUAUACCAGCUGGAAGGAACACCCUCGGAAUUUAGGAAAUUCGACAGUCCCCUCAAGUAUCAGCAUCGCGCUGUGCGAAUCUUUAAAGACAAGCAGAACCAGCCGACUGGAUUUGCCCUAGGUUCCAUUGAGGGACGGGUGGCCGUCCACCAUAUUAACCCACAGAACCCUCAGAAGGACAACUUCACGUUCAAGUGCCACCGGUCUAAUCCUUCCACCCCAGGAGCCUCCCAAGACAUCUACCCUGUCAACGACAUAGCGUUCCACCCCCAACACGGCACGCUUGCCACGGUGGGUGCUGACGGGAAGUUCGGUUUCUGGGACAAGGAUGCUCGCACUAAACUGAAGAACUCUGACUCAAUGGAACAACCCAUCACCAGUUGCUGCAUCAAUAACAACGGCAACGUGUUCGCCUACUCUGUCAGCUAUGAUUGGUCCAAGGGCCACGAACAUUUCAAUCCCCAAAAGAAGAAUUGUAUUUUCCUGAGAAAUAUUCAGAAAGAUAACGAGAUGAAGCCGAGAGUCAAGAAACGAUAAACUGUCAGACUCUUGUAACUAUAAUUGUGUUUGUAUAGCUCAAUUUCUGUAGGUACUUCAUUCUCAAUGGCUGUGUGUUCUUUGCUCAAUAUUAAGAGUCAAGUUGA